AUGUCAAUUUACUAUGUCGAUCAGCCUUCCAGGCGGUUCCGGAUUCGCGUCCCGGUCCGCCUGGAGGUGGCUCGGGAGGACGGAUCGUUCGUCUUCCCGCACAUAACAGGCCAUUUCAUGGAUGUAAUGAAGCUUAUCCCGUCAGGAGGUGCAGAAGUGUCGCCGGAGUUCUCCGGGAUCUACCGGUGUCACUCAGCCGAUGCCUCCGAAGCCGUGGAGCAGUUGCUGAGGAGCUUCGUACGCAAGCUCAUGAUGCUUGGCUGUCUAUCGCAAAAUCUUAACUGGAAGGCUACGUGCAGCGUCGGAUCGGUGCUCCCUUUCGGCGGCCGAGUGAAGGUGGCACCAACGGUCCUGUUCCCUGUACCGUUCCCUCUUAGCCCCUUCCUAGCUGGUGUUCGCUUUACACCUAGUUUGGUUAGGCUCAUAGAUCACGUCAGCUGUGGCGAACAAUGGUUGUGUUCGGCGCUUGAGCCUCUGCGUGAGGUGGAUCCGUUCAUUGCCCACUUGCUGGAUAUAUGCCGUGACGUCUACCUGUCUGGCAAACGCCGCCUGAAGGAUGACGUCCGCGCCUAUGUCACCAGGGCUGACUACUUGCUGCAUGUGGCCGAGUUGCCGUCUGCGCCGGGCACACCACCCAAUUCGGCCCGGGUGGAGCACUGCCGAACAUGCCACUACGACGUGUGCCUUUGUGAGCUGCGCAACAUAGUAGGCGGCACCAUUGGCACCAACGCCGCCUUGAUAAGGACUUUUGAAGCACUGCCAGGUGUGUAUAUGAAGAUGGUGGAGGUGAACACGGUAUCGUGUGCUCUGGCCCACUUAUCGGAGUUGGUCUCUCGAGCCCACAGCGAUUGCGUGGAUGGGAUGUUGCGACAACGCCUUGCGAUCGGCAAGAUGGAUCACAUGGGCAUGAUUGCGGGCUUCCACAAGCUCCAUCUGCAGAACUCGCCCUUGGGAGGCAUCGUGGAUACCCUCGCCACGGCGCACGAACAUUACGUGAAGCGGCACUGCAGUCUCAUGCACGACCUGCCACCGUGCAUUUUGCAGGUGGUUACCGAAGAACUCGGCAACUUUUUCGACGUGUAUGCUGUGGCAGACGUGCUGAUGGAGAACUACGGCGUCACCGUCAAGGUGGUUACCAUGCGGGAGCUGUGCCGUUGGCGCCGCGAAGGGCGCCUCUUCAUCCAAACCGCUUCAGACUCCGCAGUACACCUCGUGGAACCCAAGCGCCAGUUUAACCCGGACAACGAGGGGAACCCAGGUCGCCUGUUCAUUGCGUGUCCGCCCUUGAACGGAUGCGGCCAGAACCAGGUCAUCGUUAGGGAAGUGAGCGUGAUUUACUAUCGCAGCUGCUAUUCUGACGAAGAGAUGGCUUGUGAUCGUGACAGCUGGGACGUACGCCGAUUGUUUGAAUUCUCCGACGCUGUCAAAGUGCCAUCGGUGCCGGCGCAACUGGCCGGCAGCAAGCGCAUCCAGAUGCUUCUUUGCGACCCCGCCAUCCGGGGGCAGAUGUCAACUGAUGAUACGCUGCCGCCAGACGUAUCACCGACCGGUGCAUCGAUAUCUCCGGUGUACGCCGCACUGAACACAUUCAGAAGCGUGAAUGUACAACAGGUGGACCCUUCGCUGGCCGUCAACGAGGACAUCGUGAAAGCGGCCAUAGAGUCCCCCGGAGGAUUCGUGCUAAAAUCACAGGCUGAAGGCGGCGCGGAGCUCUAUACGCACAACGAGCUGGCGGCGGUGCUGCGGCAGGGGAUGGAAACCGAUCGCAGACAGCUCGCCAAAUACGUGCUGAUGCGCCGCAUCAAACCACCGGUACAGCGGGCAGCGUUUGUUAAGGGCAACGAGGAGGGUGCUUUCACGCUCAGCGUCGAGCGGACGGUGACAGAGAUCGGAAUCUACGGCUGCGCCGUCUUCUCAGGAAAGCGCGUUCUCGCAGAGGAAUGCAGCGGUUACCUGGCCCGGACCAAGAACGAGUCCACUGCGGGCGGCGGAGUCUGCGCUGGGCAUGCUGCACUUACAAGACGACUGACUGCAACGAAAAAUCUACUGCCGGUUGCGAGACCUGGCUCCUUACGGAUACGUCAUUUCGCGCCAUUUUACACAAUGAAGGCGGCAUUGUUGUUUUUGUUGGCGGCGUUGGCCCACGCCCAGCCAGAACUGGAUUCCUCCGAAUCCACUAUCAAGCUGACGGCUGACAAACCCUUCGUUCACGAGAUUCCGGAGUACUCCCUGAAGGUGCUCUCAUGCCCCUCUGGAACUGGGCUCACUAUCACGAACGCCCUGUGGAUAGCCACCUUUUCCGGCAAAUUGGACAUUGACGAGAACGGGCCCGUUCGUUUGGACAGGACUUCCGACGUCAAGAAGAUUUGCCGUGGCCUUAACAAUUGCAUCCUGAAGCCCAUCGCCCACCUCGAGAAUGUUGUUGACAAGAUCUACCACUUCUUCGGCGUGCCGUUCUCCAACGCCAGCUACACCUUGAAGGUUAGCGGUGUCUGCGAAUCGACGGCCCGCAAGCCCACUGGUCGUGAGAUGAUUGCCGCCAUCGACCCCAACCUUGACCUGGUUAUGGGUUGUGAACAGGGCGAGGUGAUCAACCUGUCCUUCGUGCGUGGAGCUGGUCUCUUCCACACCUGGCAGUACAGGCACAACUACUGCAACAGGUCGUUCAUGGAGAACGCCUUCUACCUCUGCCAAAACCAGCGUAGCUGCACCAUUGACAAGUCGCUCUACGUCAGUGACACCGUGUGCAACUACCAGGUCAUCGACGCGCAGUACUUCUGCCGUCCCGCCUACCACAAUGCGUACGUCGAUGUCAUUAGGAAGAACGGUACCGACCAGAUCAUCCUCACUGCCGAGGAGGACGCCUUCGUCACCGUAAAGGCGCCCGCGGAGUCACUGCUGUCCGUCAAGUCCGCUGUCUGGGAUAUUGUCGGUAAGGAACUCGAAGAGGACGACACCAGGAGGAACCGUCUGGAUCUUCUGCAGUUCUUCUGUGAGGGUCGCAGCAGCUGUACCUUCAGCCCCAAGAGGACUUCCAACGGUCUCCUUGAUCUCCACCUCGGUGGUAUCACCGCUGACAACCAGAAGCCCUUCGUGUUUAAGGCCAAGUUCGGUAUCGUCAAGGGCACCCUGCACGCUGAAGACUCGAACAUCAAGACCGUCCCUUGCAAGCAUGGACAGACUGUCGUCAUGACCUGCCCUAGCGACCGUUACAUCCGUGUCGUCAGCGCGCUCUGGGGUGGUAUGGUCACCGACACCGCCCUCCAGCCCACUACCAUCUUCUGGGAGGAGAAGACCAUUGACGGCAAGCUCUACCGUACCACUGAAAUUGGUGCCUUCCUCGACAGGCAGGUGUUCAACAAGAACGAGUUCACUUUCGACCCCUUCGCCAUCGUCAAGGAGAAGCGUCUGUUGCCCACCAUCGAAGGUAUCCAGGAGAAAGACCACAGCCUCACUGUCAAGUACACCUGCAUGGACCUGACCAGCAGGCCUUCCAUCUCCGACAUUGGCCUUUCCGACAUCAAGUCACUCACUUCCGAUUACGGUGAGGAAUACGCCCUCGACAAAGAGAAGAUUCUGCCGUUCGCCUUCAAAAAGGACAACCAGUUGAUCAUCAUGCUCGAGAUGCAGGGUACCAGCGAGGUCGAGGUUGGAAAGUUCCUUUCCAUUCAACUUCCUGGCGGCGCCGAAGGUGCUUACGUUGCCACCCUCCCGCAAAACGACACCGCUGCCGAGCACAGGGUCGAGCAGCCGUGCGACAACGCCAUCAUCAACGUCAUCUUCGCCGACAAGAGGACCCUCCACGUCACCACCAACCUUUACAACGGAACGGAGCUCGUCGCCACCCUGGUGGACGACCUUACCAGCGAGUCUGACAUCAAAUUCGAGGAGGAAAUUAAGGACAUUGUCUUGACCUCCGGAAAUGUUUUGGGUAUGCGUGUGCUCUACAAUGAUAUGUCACCCCGGUAA
Messenger RNA from Babesia ovata, 3969 nucleotides. Its product is annotated as glutathione synthetase. Gene Ontology annotation, cellular component: cytosol. The record is from RefSeq and is a predicted model, not a curated record. Gene Ontology annotation, biological process: glutathione biosynthetic process. The transcript has 3 exons. Gene Ontology annotation, molecular function: ATP binding; glutathione binding; glutathione synthase activity. Bases 1 to 3969 code for a protein of 1322 amino acids. Lineage: Eukaryota; Apicomplexa; Aconoidasida; Piroplasmida; Babesiidae.